GCCUGUUCGCCCUCUCGCAAGACGUCUGCGCUAUCCCCCACCGCUCGCCGUUGCUACACCAGACGGUCGCUCUUUCCCGCAAACGAAUCCAAGGCCACGCGCCUCACGACAUCGAUGAGUUGAAGAGGCAGAAGCUGGCAUUGGAGGCAAAGUAUGGCAUCGGCCACGCGAAGAACCAGAGGCGGGCGAGCGGCAUGAACUUGCUCACAAAUCAGGGUGCGGACACUGGCUUCUUUGGCUCUCUAGCAGUCGGCACGCCGCCAGUAUCUUUCGACGUCAUCUUAGACACGGGCUCGUCGGACCUCUGGCUCGCCACAGACAGCACCACUUCCUCCUUCCUUUCUGGCUUCCCGUCCGGGAUCGCGACCUACGUCCCGUCCGCCUCCUCCACCUUCCACAGCCUCAACACCACGUUCUCCAUCACCUACGGGUCCGGGGCGGCGGCGGGCGCGCUCGCGCAGGACACGGUGCGCUUCGCGGGGUUCGCGCACCCGAACCAGACUUUCGCGACGGUCGACCAGAUCACGUCGAGCGUGCUGACCGCGCCCGUCGCGGGCCUGCUCGGGCUCGCGUGGCAGCCGCUCGCGCAGUCGGGCGCGAUGCCGCUGUGGGAGACGCUGGCGAACGGGAGCGCGCUGAGCGAGCCCGUGUUCGCGGUCCAGCUGACACGCUUCCGGAACGCGACGAGCUCGAACAGCCUGGAGCCGGGCGGGACGUUUACGCUUGGGGGGACGAAUGCGAGCUUGUAUGAGGGCGCGAUCGACUGGCAGGGCAUCCCGGGCGGCAAGGCGACGUACUGGCUGCAGGAGCUGACUGGGCUUACGAUGCAAGGUAAUGAGGUCGCACUGCCGCUGGGGCCGGCGUCGUAUGCCGCCAUCGACACGGGCACGACGCUGGUUGCAGGCCCAGAGGAUGCUAUUGCUGCGCUCUACGACCAGAUCCCUGGCAGCGCGCCCGGCACGGGCGACCUUUCGUCAUUCUACACGUAUCCGUGCUCGACGGACAUCUCGCUUACGCUCCGCUUUGGCAACAGCAACGUGGACUGGCCAGUGUCCGCGGGGGAUUUUGCGUUUGCGACGACGUCCGAGGACGGCGAGACAUGCCUUGGCGCGUUCGUCGCGACGGACACGACUGGUACAACAGCCCCUCCAUGGAUCCUCGGCGACACGUUCCUUAAAAAUGUCUAUUCCGUCUUCCGCUACUCGCCGCCGUCUGUGGGCUUCGCGCAGCUGUCGCGCGAAGCGCUAGCGAUGAACGGGGUGAACGGCCCCCCGCCGAGUCCGACGAUUGGCUCUGUGUCUGUGUUCGCGAGCGCGACGGCUGUACAAACCGGCGCGCGGAAGAGUGGCGCCGUGUGUGCGAGGAACGCAGAUGCGGGGAUGCUUGUGAUAGGAAUGAUGGGCGCAGUCUUAGUGGGAGGGCUGCUCUCGUUGUGAGUUGUGAGCUGCCGCGACUGCUGCACGGUCAGCCUGGUCAUUCUGCUAUGUAUUUGAUGUUACGACUGUGAUGUUUAACGGAAACGGACGACCAGUGGCGAGUGCUGUCGCGG
Postia placenta MAD-698-R-SB12 is the source of this 1549-nucleotide messenger RNA. RefSeq lists its product as hypothetical. The transcript has 7 exons. Gene Ontology annotation, biological process: proteolysis. The record is from RefSeq and is a predicted model, not a curated record. Bases 195 to 1436 code for a protein of 413 amino acids. Lineage: Eukaryota; Fungi; Basidiomycota; Agaricomycetes; Polyporales; Adustoporiaceae. Gene Ontology annotation, molecular function: aspartic-type endopeptidase activity.